Molecule: messenger RNA, 636 nt
Organism: Prorocentrum cordatum
Lineage: Eukaryota; Dinophyceae; Prorocentrales; Prorocentraceae
Source: the annotation of a GenBank genome assembly
AUGGCCUUCGCGGGCAACUGCGGCGUGACCCUCGACGUCUCGGGCGCGGAGGCCCUCUUCCACGAGGAGCUCGGGCUCGUGCUCGAGGUCGCCGCCGCGCAGGCCGACGCCGUCGCGGCCGCCUACACCGCGCAGGGCGUGUCGUGCGUGCGCAUCGGGGCGCCCUGUGCGGGGGACAGGGUGAAGAUCGUCGGCAAAUCUGGGCAGGUGGAGCUGGAGGAGAGGAUGACGGUGCUGCGCGACAGGUGGGAGAGCAGCUCGUUCGCGCUGGAGAUGCUGCAGGCCAACCCCGCCUGCGUCGUGCAGGAGCGCGACAGCAUGGCGGUGCGCAGCGCCCCCCCGAUCCACGCAGCGAUCCUCAGCCCCGAGCCCCAGUGGCUGCUCGCGGCCGGGGCGCCCCAGGUCGGCAUCGUGCGGGAGGAGGGCAGCAACGGCGACCGCGAGAUGGCCGCCGCCUUCCGCCUGGCGGGCUUCGAGUGCUGGGACGUGACGAUGACCGACCUGGCCAGCGGCGCCAUCCCGAACACUUCCGCGGCCUCGCCUUCGUCGGCGGCUUCUCCUACGCCGACACGCUGGGCUCCGCCAAGGGCUGGGCGGCCACAUGCCGCUUCCAGCCGAGGGUCUCCGCGCAGUUGA